GUCGAUCUUUCGCACUUGUCCCCUGAGGAGCGAUGGAGGGUGGAGCACGCGCGGAUGCACGCCAAGCACCGCGGGCACGAGGCGAUGCACGCCGAGAUGGUCCUCAUCCUCAUCGCCACGCUGGUGGUGGCGCAGCUGCUGUUGGUUCAGUGGAAGCAGCGGCACCCUCGCUCCUACAACCUGUAUUUCACCAUCAAGCUGAACUGGUGGCGGUUCCUGGUCAUCUGGGUGCUCUUCUCAGCAGUCACAGCUUUUGUCACCUUCAGGGCGACUCGAAAACCUCUGGUACAGACAACACCCAGGCUGGUUUAUAAAUGGUUUCUACUAAUAUACAAGAUGAGCUAUGCCACGGGAAUCGUCGGGUACAUGGCGGUGAUGUUCACACUUUUUGGGCUUAACUUAUUAUUCAGAAUCAAACCGGAAGAUGCGAUGGACUUCGGCAUCUCCCUCCUCUUCUACGGGCUGUACUACGGGGUGCUGGAGCGGGACUUUGCCGAGAUGUGUGCGGAUUACAUGGCUGCUCUGGCUCAGUUCUACAGCUCCUCGGGGAUGCCCACCAAGCACCUCUCUGACAGCGUCUGUGCCGUCUGCGGCCAGCAGAUCUUCGUGGACGUCAACGAGGAGGGGAUCAUCGAGAACACCUACCGCCUCUCCUGCAACCACGUGUUUCACGAGUUCUGCAUCCGUGGCUGGUGCAUCGUGGGGAAGAAGCAGACGUGUCCCUACUGCAAAGAGAAGGUGGAUCUCAAGAGGAUGUUCAGUAACCCGUAUCCUUCCUCCUCGGGGCACCCUGCGCCCUGCAAAGGCGAGCA
This is a messenger RNA of Pterocles gutturalis (yellow-throated sandgrouse), 812 nucleotides long. It is a transcript of the gene RNF121, whose product is annotated as ring finger protein 121. Gene Ontology annotation, cellular component: Golgi membrane; endoplasmic reticulum membrane. The record is from RefSeq and is a predicted model, not a curated record. NCBI's taxonomy places the organism in Eukaryota, Metazoa, Chordata, Aves, Pterocliformes, Pteroclidae. Gene Ontology annotation, molecular function: ubiquitin protein ligase activity; metal ion binding. The transcript has 7 exons. The annotation marks the transcript as partial.